CCCUCGCGAUUGCGCACGGCGUUCACUUGUCCCGCCGCCCAUUCCUCCGACGAACGCCUUCGGCGGCACUUGGCUGGCAUUGGGUGGGGUGGCUGGGCAUGCAUGGAAGCCUGUGCAGUACGUGCUCCAGCGGGCUGUCCCGUUUGUUAGAGAUAGAGGAUCAUCGAAGACGGUACGAUCAGCCGACGGUGCUGAGCACCAUGCCCCCGCCCACAUCGUUUGGAACUAUGCAUGCUUACAGAACCUGCAUCAGCGCGGUCGCAGCGGCACGUACCUAUCCUCUGGUAUCCUUUGGUCCCACCUCCAGUCCAGAGGUCCCAACUCUCCGUCCCUCCGUCGUUGUCAUCGCCUAUCCCCAUCCUCACCUCGGUGAUCUCGAUCUCCUCCAGAGUCUGGUUGUGUCACAUCCGCGACUUGGCGACGGUGGCCGGACCCCGCCCCCACCCCUCCCACGCGGGCGAGACCUUGCUCGCGUCGCGCCACGGUGGCGAGGGCGAGGGGGCGGGGGCGGGGGCGGGUGCGGGUGACGGGUUGGGGGCGGCGGCGGAGACGUGUACGCGCACGGGAAGGAACGCGGGGUGUACGCACGCGUUUGCGAAGGGCCGGGGGGGCUGCGGGCGUUUGUCGCGCGAUAGCAUUGUGGUGAGAGAGAUGGAGUGGAGAUGGAUGUGGAGGAGGGGGGGAGGGGUGGAGAUGACGUCGGAGUUUAGCCUGUUCCGUCCGCUUAUCUCCCGCUACGGCGAAGGCUCGCGGCGACGGGACGGGAGGUGCAGGCGCAGGUAAACGUGCAUGCGCCUCAUGCGCGCCGCAGCGCCGAACUCGUUGGCGGAGACGUCGGGAAGUCG
Molecule: messenger RNA, 845 nt
Organism: Cutaneotrichosporon oleaginosum
Lineage: Eukaryota; Fungi; Basidiomycota; Tremellomycetes; Trichosporonales; Trichosporonaceae
Source: RefSeq, a predicted model, not a curated record